This is a messenger RNA of Microplitis mediator, 4604 nucleotides long. RefSeq lists its product as uncharacterized. Gene Ontology annotation, cellular component: glutamatergic synapse; postsynaptic specialization. Gene Ontology annotation, molecular function: molecular adaptor activity. The coding region runs from base 1 to 3180 and encodes 1059 amino acids. The transcript has 11 exons. Lineage: Eukaryota; Metazoa; Arthropoda; Insecta; Hymenoptera; Braconidae. Gene Ontology annotation, biological process: signaling. The record is from RefSeq and is a predicted model, not a curated record.
AUGGAAAAUCGUCCGAAGAUUGAAAUAGUACGAGUGUCAUCUACGGAACGUGGAAAUUUUCGUCCUCUUGAUGGUGUCCAACUGAGGGCUGCUUAUAGUCACGUGAGAAUUGGUACAUACUGUCCGGAACCGGAAAUUGAAAUGACCUCUUGUGAAAAUAAACCACCGAGUCAUGCUAAAAAAUUUAAAAAAAAUUUGGGACCAGUAUCAAGACUGCUGAGGCGUCGUCAAGGAACGUGCCUUGCCACUAAAUCCUGUGAUAACAUUUAUAAUGUCAAUAGAAAUAGUUCAUCUCUAGAUUGGAGAAUGGGUCAACGUCCUUCAGAUCCACUCAACCCAGGUCGCCAAAGUAGUAGCCUUGAUUGGCGAAUGGGCAGAAGGGUCAACUCUGACUGGCAAGACACGAGUCGUAGUGCUGAGCAUUUAUUAUCACGUAGUCCAAGAUUUGGUGGUCAUCGUACGCCCACAGCAAAAUCAAAAUUAGUUUCGUUACUUCGACGAUUGUCCCCAAGACUUCCCCGACCGGGAAGUAAAAAUUCUUUACCCUCAUCGCCGAUGGUAUGCCCAUGGAUCCGGGUCGAGUAUUCAACAGAGUCCGUGGACGAUCCACGUCACGCGGAAUCCCAAGACAGUGACGUCAGUUACCAGCAGGAGUUACAGUUGAACGAGCUCAGAAAGAGAAUGCUCAGUGCCUCACCCUCGUCCUCGGCUUCUCAGAUGCCAAAUAAUGAAAUUAUUAUCAGCAUUACCAGUGACGAAAAUCAAAAUAUUCAAGGAAAUGAUAUUAAAUUGGCGGAAGAUCCGCUAGAUAAAUCUGUCCACGAGGAUCGCACUCCAGAGGAAAGACGUAGUCGUGGUGGCCACAGUGAGGUGGCGGGUCUGGAAGAGGACGACAGGAAAGACACAACGGUGACGGUGACAGGACUACCGGGUAGUGGUGGUGGCGGUGGGCCCGGUGGCAGGCCUAAUCGUCGCACCAGGCCACUGUCUUUGGCAGUCCAACCGCUACAUUAUCAGCGACUUGACUCUGUGGAGAACGUCAAUAUCAGCAGCGGUGUUGGAAGUGCUGGAGAUACAACUGCAGCUUCUGCAGCUGCAGUUAAACAUCCCAAUAUGACCAGUCAAGAGAGCAUCGGUAGCUGCAGCCUCGACGUCGAUCGCUCUGCAUCCGACCGAUCAGAACCGACAGUUGAUUCUGUGUCGGAGCGAACAUUGCACAGUUUAAAUCUGUCGACUAACGGAGACACAACACCUGCUGGUGGUGAUAGCAGUGAAACAAUAAAAAAGCAUCAUCAGCAUACGCUGGAUAAAACAACGGAACAAAUAAUCCCUGAUAAUUGUGAUAGUAUUAUAAAUGGUGAGAAUGAAACAGCAGCUGACCAGCUGACGGCUAAGAAGCCGAGUUACUUGGGGUUGGCUUGCAGUAUCAGUGGGUACUCGGGUAUUACGAGGUACGAUAGUAAACUCAGGGAAGGAUUCAGAUCUAGAGACAGCAGUCCUGGCUCAAGAUUAAUUACACGUGAAACGAGUCCUGCAGGUUUCCGGUCUAACGAAAAUUUAGGAGUACCAUCGCACAAUUAUCCAACAAAAAGUCAAUCAAUAUCACCAUUAGCAAUGGAUCGUCAAAACGGAUUUACAAAUGGCAAUAAAGAGUGUAAAAUAGAGACAUUUGUUGAGUCACGAAGUACUUUAAAUGUCUUCCAGGGCUAUUCGGAAGUGGAUCGUGGAAUUUCAGUGCAUCAAAAUUAUCCGGACAUCAGUCCGAUUCGCAGUGGCAAUAACGGUUCGGUGAAUAAAAAAAUAACCAUGACAUCAACGGUAAUAAAUAAUAAAACAAAUAAAUCGUUUUCUCCAAACUCUUCAUUUGCGUCAUCACCGCGAGGAUUAAACAGCACGAAUUUGUCAAAUAUAUCGUCUUGCGGCGAUGACAGUUUCUUGAAUGGAUCCUCUAUAGAGAUUGAGAAUCAGACGAUAAAUUUGUCAUCCAGCAGCGAAAAAUCUUUCAUUCAGCAGCGCGUUGAGAGACUCUACGGACCUGGUGCUUUGGCUCAGGGUUUUUUUAAGCGUGCUAAUCAAUCUCAAAAUAGCGACAGCAGUUUUAGUAACAAAUCAUCACUCAAUAACAGCCGCAGUAGUAAUAAAAAUGAUUUGAGUAUCGAUAAUGCCAACAAUGAAGAGUCAUUAAAAAAUUUACCAGUUCUACGUCACUUGAGACCGGAGUUUCGUGCACAAUUGCCGGUUGUAAGUCCACGUAGACCUACUGAUGGAAGUGAGCAGAUUGUGAAGCCUAUGCAUAGGAUAUCUGUUUCAUCAAGGAAAAAUGAUGUUACGGUUGUAGUGAAAGUACCUGCUGCUACAAUAACUUCAACUGCUGCUGCUGCUGGCGCUGAUACUCUUUCUAAUAAUACUACUCAUAUUAUUACAACUGCGCAAUUACUUGGGGCAAAUAAAAAUCAUGAAAAUGAUUCGUUGAAAUUGAGUCCUAGUAUGACAAGUAUUACGGAUCAACAGCCAGCGGCGCCGGAAGUUGUGUUACCUGUUCUUGAGACAAGCGUUAGUUCAACUAGUCUUGUUGAAUUGCCAAAAGCGACACAGGAAAAUAAUGCCGUUGAAGUAAAAGACGGUCAUUAUUUUAUGAAAUUAUUGAAAGCUGAAACUGAUAGACUUUUUAAAUUGGCUGCGUCCGCUGAAGCUCAAUUAGCAAGUGGUGAAUCAUUACCAGAAGAAGCUGCGGGUAAAUUACGAUCUGCUGCUGGUAAAGCUCGAUUACUUGCGACCCAAAAAAUGCAACAAUUUGAAGGACUUUGUCAAAAAAAUAUUACUCAAAUACCUGGUGAAGUUUUCCCGACGACGGAUGAAGACUUAGCUGGCUUCUGGGAUAUGGUAAUGCUUCAAGUUGUCCAAGUCAAUGAUAUAUUUGAUCAUCUAGAGAAAUUACGAAAUUCUCAGUGGCAAGAGGUUGCCGUUGAAAAAUCAGCAGCAACGCGAACCCAAAACGGCAAUAAUACAAAACGUCGUGUUGUCAUAAAUCAAAAACCAAAAUCAACAGUAACGAGUGAGGCUAAUCGUAAAGCACGUGAAGCACGUGAACAAGCACGUCGUCAAAUGCUUGAGGAUCGUAGAAAAUCAAUGAAAAAUCAGAAUCAACAAUCUGUUGAAAUCUUUGCUCCGAAAACAUAACAGCAGGCUGUUUGUUUUAGUGAACAUUGGAAUAAUGAGCAACAUAGUCAAAUAUCCUCGAUAGAUGUUGCUGCGUAAAAUAUAAUAAUUUAAAAUAAUUCGUUCAACUGGUUCGUAAAUAAAAAAAUAAAUCUAUUAAUUAAUAGUAUGAAAAAUAAUAAAAAUUUUAUCAAUUUAAUAAGCGUACACAAAAGAAAGUCAUAAAUUAAUAAAUAGUCGCGUUAUUGUAUCGUUAAAUCAAAGAUUCCGAUGAAUAUAUUUAUUAAGAUUUAUUUUAUUUUAUUUUUUUUCAAGCCAUCGGUUGCUCCUGAGACUUGAUAAUUUUUUUUUUAUAUAUUAAAUAGUAAUAAAUAAUAGUGAGUUAAUAAAUUGAUUAGUUAUUAAUUAAGUUGUUUAUAUUAUUGAUAAGAAAGUCAUUUAAAUUUAUUGAAUCGUUUUUAUUGCUUAGACUUAAUGGACCUAAACGACCGAUGAUUUGAAAAAAAAGAAAAAAAAUUCGCCUUCUUGAUUUAUACAUAUAUAUAUUGAUAAAUUUACAAUCGACUUAUUGAAUAAUCUCGGCAUUACUAUUAAAUAUAUAUAUAUUACAAUAAAAAAAAAUUAAAAAAUUAAAAUUGAAUAUAAAAAAAAAAUAUUGCAUGUAAAUAAUUAUUUGCGGUUUUAAAAACCGUAAUUUUUUGCUUGUUGCACUGAUGAGUUAAAGCUUAUUAUCACUUUUAUAUGAAAAAAAAAAAUAAUAAAAGUCAAAAACGAUCACAAAUUAUUUAUUUUAUAGAAAAGAAAUAAAAAAAAUCCCCUUUUUUUACUUACAGUUAAUGACAAGAAAAAAAAAGUGUGUCUUUGUGGUCGGUUUCUUUUUUAUUAAUUAAAAUAUAAUAAUCAGUGAUAAUAGAUUAAGUGAAAUGAAUUAAAAUAGAAUGUUGAAUUUAUAAAAAAAAAAAAUUGAUGAGUGAGUGCUUGAUAUAUUUAAUAAUUUUGUAUAUUUUUUUUAAUUAUUUGAGUUUUAAUAAAACUCGUGAGCUGCCUAUCGAUUAUAUUUACCUAAUAAAUACUCAUAAAAUUUUUAAGACGCAAUACUUUUUUUUUUACUGUGUAAACAAUUUGUAAUAGGAGUAGAUAAAUAUUUUAUUUGUAAAUUACAAUUCACGAUGAUGGGUAACAGCGAAUUUUUAAAAAAUUAAUUAAAUUACUGGUUAUGCUAAACGAUAUGUCGGUAGUAAGAGCUCUACAUGACAUUUUAUUAAAUCUGUAUAUACAAUAAAUUUGUGCAGAUAUAUUAUUGUAUGAGUUUUAUUUGUAUGCGUGAGUAAUUAAAUAGAAAUAGAAAUAAAAUAUUAAAAGUGGAAAAAAUAAAAAAAAGUUACGUUAUAAAAUUAUGUAAAUUUACAUUUAUUUUAUUUAUAUAAUAUAAUAUCAAAUUCAAU